Camponotus floridanus (Florida carpenter ant) is the source of this 3666-nucleotide messenger RNA. It is a transcript of the gene SMC2, whose product is annotated as structural maintenance of chromosomes protein 2. The record is from RefSeq and is a predicted model, not a curated record. Gene Ontology annotation, molecular function: ATP binding; protein binding; ATP hydrolysis activity. Gene Ontology annotation, cellular component: chromosome. Gene Ontology annotation, biological process: chromosome organization. The transcript has 8 exons. NCBI's taxonomy places the organism in Eukaryota, Metazoa, Arthropoda, Insecta, Hymenoptera, Formicidae. Bases 101 to 3634 code for a protein of 1177 amino acids.
AUCUUUUGCGAGUUAUCAGUUUGAAAUAUUCGAAUUUUACGGAUGCUGACAAUAUAUUGUAUUUUAUGUAAAUAACACGCUCUAUUAUAUUAAUUUAACGAUGUAUAUUAAAUCGAUGAUACUGGAAGGAUUCAAAUCCUAUGGCAAGAGAAUCGAAAUAAACAAUUUUGAUAAGGAAUUCAAUGCAAUCACAGGAUUCAAUGGUACUGGAAAAUCGAAUAUUUUGGACGCAAUAUGUUUUGUUUUGGGCAUCACAAAUCUUGGUCAAGUACGUGCGACGUCUUUACAAGAUUUAGUUUAUAAAUCAGGACAAGCUGGUGUGAAAAAGGCCAGUGUUACGAUAAUAUUUGAUAAUCAUGACAGAGAGUCAUCUCCUAUGGGCUAUGAACAUCACGAUGAAAUUAUAAUUACAAGACAAGUAAUAAUUGGUGGUAAAAAUAAAUAUAUGCUCAAUGGAUCAAAUGUACCAAAUAAACGUGUACAGGAUCUGUUUUGUUCGGUUCAGUUGAAUGUGAAUAAUCCACACUUUUUAAUUAUGCAAGGUAGAAUAACAAAAGUAUUGAAUAUGAAACCGGUAGAAAUUUUAUCUAUGCUUGAAGAAGCAGCUGGGACAAGAAUGUAUGAAAAGAAGAAACAGGCAUCACUUAUCACUAUAGAAAAGAAGGAUAGCAAAUUGAAAGAGAUCAAUGAUAUUUUGAAAGAAGAAAUAGGACCUAGAUUAAACAAAUUGAAGGAAGAGAGAACACAAUAUGUGGAAUUCCAACGGAUUGAGAGAGAACUUGAACACUGUAAGAGAAUUUAUCUUGCGUGGAAAUAUGUCGCUGCUCUAAGUAAUAGCGAGAAAACAGAAGAGAAUGUUAAGACUGUGCAAAAUAAAAUAAAUUUGAAGUUAGAAGAUAUAGCCGCCGGUGAAAAGGAAAUCAAAGACAUAGAAGAAAAAUAUGCUGAGCUAUUGAAGAAAAAGGAAGCGGAGAAAGGUGGUACGUUGGAAUCUUUAGAACAAGAAUUACAAGAAUAUGAAAAGAAACAACACAAAUUAUCAGCUGAAAUGAAUAGUAAUAAGGAAAAUAUUAAAGUAACAAAGAAGACAAUAGAUCAAAUAAAAAUUAAUAUAGCAGAUGAUAAAAAUGCACUUAUUCUAAAAGAAGAAGAAUUGGAAAAAGUUGGGGGACAUUUUCAGAAAUUAAAAGAAAUGGAUCAAAAGGAUACUGAAGCAUUGUUGAAAGCACAGGAGAAAUAUCAGAAAAUUAGCGCAGGUCUAUUGGAAAGUGAAGAUGGUAAAAAUGCAACAUUAGAGCAACAGUUAAUAAAUGCCAAACAAAGUAUAACACAAGCACAAACUGAACUUAAACAAUGUGAAAUGACGUUGGAUCAUAAUAAACAACAGUUGAGUAAGAAACAAAAAGAUAUGCAUAGCACUGAAAAUGAAUAUAAGAAAUAUAAUAUGGAUCUCGAGAAGAAAGAAAAGGAAUUGAAAAAUUUAGAGAACGAAUUGCAAAAAUUAAACUAUAAGGAUGGUUAUUUUGAGAAUUUAAAAAACCAAGAGGCUACUUUGAUGGCAGAAAUAAGACCGUUGCGCGAGAAAUUGGAUCAGUUUGAAUCAAGAUAUCCUCAAACGAGGUUUGAAUAUCAAAAUCCUGGGCCUAAUUUUAAUGAAAAAUCAGUAAAAGGUAUUGUGUGCAAAUUAAUUGAUAUAAAGGAUAAAAGAGCUGCAUAUGCAUUGGAAAUAGCUGCUGGAGGAAAGCUCUAUAAUAUAAUAGUUGAUACGGAAACUACAAGUAAAAGGAUCCUUCAACAUGGACAAUUGCAGCAACGAGUUACCAUUAUACCACUCAAUCGAGUGUCUGGUAAAUUUAUGGAUCAACAAACGAUCGCUUUGGCGGAAAAAUUGGUCGGAAAAGAUAAUGUACAACCUGCUUUGACCCUCUUAGAUUUCCCAGAUGAAAUAAGGCCAGCAAUGAAUUGGAUUUUUGGCCAAAUAUUUAUAUGCAAAGAUAUGGAAACUGCCCAGAAAAUAGCAUUCCAUGAAAGAAUUAUGAAAAAAUGCGUUACUUUAGAAGGCGAUCUCUUCGAUCCAGCUGGAACAUUAUCCGGCGGUGCCCCAGCGAAAUCUGGAUCGAUUCUAUUAAAACUCGAAGAGUUAAAAGAGAUUCAGAAUGAGUUCAAUAAGAAGAAACGUCUUUUGAGAGACGUGGAGACUGCUUUAUCAAAUAUUGCAUCAACUGCAAACAAACAUGCGACAUUAAAACAAAAAUAUGAUUUGGUCAUUUAUGAGAUGGAUGUGAUACGUCAGAGGUUACAACAAACAAGUUAUCAUAAGAUUAAGGAAGAAGUGAAUUCUUUAAAUGCAAAUAUUGAAGAGCUUAAACAACGGAUAAUCACUGCGAAAAAUUUAGAAAAGGAUAGCACGAAACGCGCGAAAGACAUAGAAGCUCAGUUAAAAGAUGCGGUAAACAUUCGUGAGAAACAAUUAAAAGAAGCUGAGAAUCAAUUGAAUAUCUUGAAGAAAAAAGCAGGACAAAGUCGCGAAGAAUGGCAAAAAAGGGAACAAGAAUCAGAAACGCUUGAAUUAGAAAUAAAGGAGUUGAAAAAGACUAUUGAAAGCGGCAACGAGCAAUUGCUUCAAGCGGAGGAAAAGAACAAUUUGUUUGAGCAAAAGGAAGUAACUCUAAAGCAAGAAUUGAAAGAAACAAAAGACAAAGUUACAGAACUGCAAAGUAGUGUUAAAGAACAAAAGAACAUUAUUAAUCAGCAAAACAAAGAUAUGCAAGGAUUAAUAACAAGAAAAGAAGAUAUCAUUCAGCAGAAUAGAGAACUAAAUUUGGACAUAAAAAAAUUAAAUCAUGAAAUUAAUGAUAUCAAAAAAUGUGCAGCUGAUUGUAAGCAUAAGGUUCUGGAACUUACAAGAAAAUAUGAGUGGAUUGAGCAAGAAAAAGCUUACUUUGGAAAGGAAGGCGGAAUGUACGAUUUUAAGGUCAAUAAACCAGAUGAAAUGGAACAGAAGGUACAAUAUUUGCAAGGAACACGUGAAAAGUUGUGUCGCAACAUAAACACACGAUCAAUAAAUCUUCUCGAUAAAGAAGAGGAACAGUAUAACGAGACAUUAAAGAAGAAGAGGAUAGUUGAAAAUGACAAGAAAAAGAUUCUUGAGACGAUCAAACAUUUGGAUGAAAAGAAGAAGCAAACUUUGAUUAAAGCAUGGGAGCAGGUGAACAAGGACUUUGGUUCAAUAUUCAGUACUUUAUUGCCAGGGGCCGAAGCAAAAUUGGAACCACCGAAAAACGUCGCAAUAACAGAUGGCUUGGAAGUGAAGGUUGGAUUUUCAGGUGUCUGGAAAGAAUCUCUGGGAGAAUUAUCCGGUGGUCAAAGAUCCUUAGUCGCCCUGUCGUUGAUCUUAGCUAUGCUUCUUUAUAAACCUGCGCCGCUUUAUAUCCUAGAUGAAAUAGAUGCCGCCUUGGAUCUCUCGCAUACAGAAAAUAUAGGCACAAUGUUGAAGAAACAUUUUAAACAUUCGCAAUUUAUCAUUGUGUCCUUGAAGGCUGGUAUGUUCAACAAUGCCAAUGUCUUAUUUACAACUAGAUUCGUUGACGGUAUGUCAGCAAUAAGCAGAAAUGAGAAAGUAAGAUCCAAGUAAUUAUAUCGCGCAAUUUCUUUAAUUAAAUUAAA